Molecule: messenger RNA, 940 nt
Organism: Rhizophagus irregularis DAOM 181602=DAOM 197198
Lineage: Eukaryota; Fungi; Glomeromycota; Glomeromycetes; Glomerales; Glomeraceae
Source: RefSeq, a predicted model, not a curated record
GACGGCGAAGCGCCAAAAGAUGACGGAGCACCAAAAGAUGGCGGAGCACCAAAAGAUGGCGAUGCAAAUAACACACCAAAGAAAUCACCACUUGACUUACCGGUUGUUCCUACAAAAAUUGAUCCAACUUCAACUUGCGCUUCUCCUAAUGAUGACAAAUGCAAACCUCCACCAGGAUUUACUCCAAUCGUUAAAACAACUACACAAGAAGAAGUAGAAACGAUAACACCAGCUCCAGAUAACCCAACACCAGCUCCAAAUAACCCAAAUAACCCAACAUCAGCUCCAAAUAAUCCAGAUAACGAUAAGAAUAAAGAUAAUAAUAAUAAUAACGAUAAUAACAAUAAUGGUAACAACAAUAACGGUAAUAAUGGUAAAAAUGGUGGUAACGAUAAUGAUGGUAACGAUGUUAAUAACAAUAAAAAUAACAACAAUAACAACAACAAUAACAACAACAAUAACAACAACAAUAACAACAACAAUAACGACAACAAUAACGACAACAAUAACAAAAAUAAUAACGAGAAAAAUAACAAUGAGAAAAACAAAAUAACCCAAUAUACAACUACCACAACAACACUUACAUUAUACUUUGCCGGCUAUACAACUGAAAUAACGACAACAAAUUCUAAAGGUGCGAUUACAUCCUUCUCGACAUACAUACCUCCAUCCACUGUACUUGUGGUAAAAAAAAUUGCUGUCACUGCGCCCCCGAUUGAAAUAGGCAUUUCGAAAUCUACAACAACUUUACACGAUUUUAAUAGUCGCGGUUUAUUUGGUGUUACAAUGAGUUUAGCUAUAGUUAUUGCAACUUUAGUUUUUAUGAUUUUCGCGUAAUUCAAUUAAAAGUAAGAAUAUAUCGAAUAUAUUAUCAUUUGUAUAAUAAAUAUAAUAACUAAUUUGUAUAAUAAUAAUGUAAAAAUAGAUAUAUUAGUAAUAA